UGGGAUGGUGCGUGAUACGCGCUAGGGGUUGUUUGAUGUUGCGCGUUUUAUGUAUUAUGUGUGAUGCGCGCUAGGGGUUGUGGGAUAGAGAUAUGAGGCGCGCGAUGCAUGACUGGAUGGGGGAGCUUAUCAAGCACCUGUGCAGGGGGGAUUAGCGCAGUGGUCAAGAUGUCUCGAUGAACUAACGAUCCAAAUCCCAACAUGAUAAUACUUGCUCAAUCUCCAAGCAAACAUUUGUGACUAAACGACGACUUGGUUUUUUUAAGUCUGUGUGAAAGUGCAUAGUAGGGGGAGAGUGUUUUGCUAUACACUGUUGCUAACAGAACCACUUACCUGCCUACAACGAUGACUUCAUUCUUCAUAUUCUAGCCCAUUUUUGUAUUUUGCUGCGUGUUAUUUAAACAUAAAAAUCUUUUCAAGGUAUUCCGCCGGGUAUAAGCACAAGCUUUGUUUUAAUCUGACAGAAAUAACACUCGGCAUUCCCCACUUGUUUUUCUUUAACUUUGAAAAGCAGGAGACAUUCAAAGUGGGCAAAUAUGUGCCAUAUCUCCUUCCUUUUCAUCCGUCAUGCUGACUCCGAAGUAAUUGGUGGUGAUCUAAUGAGGAGGUGGUCAGACUGGCGCUACUGCGGACCUGGCCCAACAUCGACACUUUACUGAGCACUUUAAUCCCACAUUAGGUUUGUAAAACACAUAUACCUGGUGCUACAAGAUGAGUAUUUGCUGAUAAAACAUGAAUCAUGUAAUACUUAGAUACAGCAAGCAAGUCAUCUGAAAUGCGGGUGAAAUACUAUAACACAUUAAAAAGGCAACCAUGUGAUACAAGUCUUUGUAUAUAUUUAUUUAUAAGCCACCGGCUCGCCGAGCCCAGAACUAUCCGUGUGACGGCAGCUAAGCCCAAUAAAAAUCGAGGUACAAUUAAUACAAAAUAUCCUGCCCAGCACAAGCGAUAACAGCCGAUACAAGUCAAUGAUAAGAUGGCUUACUGUCUACGCUACUUAGGGUGAUUCUACUGGGGGUGAGGCGAGUGCACGCCAUAGAGGCGCCCUUUACAGACCUCUUCCCACUCAAGCGAAUAUACACAAGAGCAGAAGAAACGCCUGACGCACGCUUACAAAAUUAGUCGUGUAUCAACUUUUGAACUGAGUCUUAUAGUUUCGGGGAAUGAGCGCUGUUGGUGGCAUAUGACACGGACGUCUGUAAUCAUAUGGAGAUUUCUGCACUGUUCUCGUUGAUGUUGAUGGUUGGAGCAUUAUUGAGCAGAUCCAAAGCUCUCGAGUGUUUUUGUGACUCGGCGAAAUGCAGGUUUAACGAGACUGUCACGUGUAAAGCUGGCUUCGCGUGUUAUACAGAAAUCCGAGAGAGUUUCACCUCACAUGGCUGCCUCAAGCGCCCUGGGAUCACUGCCGUGUGCAUAAAGCAAGGCCGAGCGGCCAGCGAGAUCCGCGGAAAGCCUUAUCUACUACUCUGCUGCUUUGAGGACCUCUGCAACGUGCCUGACGAAUACAAAGGCAUGCUACAUAGUCCUUCCCCGAUCCAGGACAAAAAAGGCGUGCGCGCGCAGAUCGAGCCGACCUCCGGGCUCUCCCCGCUACAGAUGGUUUCGGUGAAGGUCUUGUCGAUCGUCGCCGCUGCUGGUCUGUUCAUGUUAAUGCUGAUCGUAGCUUGUGGUGUGCAUCUUCUUUGCAAUAGCAAUGGAAAGUCUAUAGUGAAGAGCGUGCUCAGGCAGAACUCCGCUCUCAUCACCCUUAAACCCAGCUCCCAAGUCUAGGGGAAGCCACCAUGAACAUUCCCAUGGGACAGUAUUCAUACUGCGAUCAAUUUGUGAUGAAAAAGGAGCUAUUACAGGAGUAUGGUACGACUCGAUUUUUCUUGAAAAUGAUUCUUGGAGCAGAUAGGGAAUCACUUGUCUUAUUUAGGAACUAAUGCCUGGUGCACAAUUAUGCCUAGUACACACUAGUGACAUAACUUUUAAACCCGACAUAACGACAUGGACAUAAUGACAUAAAAGAAAAAAAACAUGAUUUUUCUCUUAUGUCGUUAUGUUCAUGUCGAACUAUUCACACCUGAACAUAAGGGUGCGCGCGCCCAUGUCGUUAUGUCACUAGUGUGCACCAGGCAUAAUGACAUAACGACAUCGGCGCGCGCAAUCUGUUUAGCCCGGCAUCA
Nematostella vectensis (starlet sea anemone) is the source of this 2168-nucleotide messenger RNA. Its product is annotated as BMP and activin membrane-bound inhibitor homolog. Bases 1207 to 1770 code for a protein of 187 amino acids. Gene Ontology annotation, cellular component: membrane. The record is from RefSeq and is a predicted model, not a curated record. Lineage: Eukaryota; Metazoa; Cnidaria; Anthozoa; Actiniaria; Edwardsiidae. The transcript has 4 exons. Gene Ontology annotation, molecular function: transmembrane receptor protein serine/threonine kinase activity.